This is a messenger RNA of Onychostoma macrolepis, 7756 nucleotides long. It is a transcript of the gene traf2a, whose product is annotated as Tnf receptor-associated factor 2a. Gene Ontology annotation, molecular function: ubiquitin-protein transferase activity; zinc ion binding; ubiquitin protein ligase binding. Gene Ontology annotation, cellular component: cytoplasmic side of plasma membrane; cytosol; plasma membrane signaling receptor complex. Gene Ontology annotation, biological process: tumor necrosis factor-mediated signaling pathway; positive regulation of JNK cascade; positive regulation of canonical NF-kappaB signal transduction. The coding region runs from base 925 to 2649 and encodes 574 amino acids. The transcript is spliced from 11 exons. The record is from RefSeq and is a predicted model, not a curated record. Lineage: Eukaryota; Metazoa; Chordata; Actinopteri; Cypriniformes; Cyprinidae.
UGGUAUGGUAAAAGGGGAAAAAUACACCAUAGUGAAACAGAGAUUGUAAGUGUUACUUCGCUCUCCACGGACAAGCUAUAAUAAGCUUUAUUACUAUAUGACUUAUAUUUUCUUAAAAGGUUAUGACCAGGGGUUAAAUUGGGAUUUGUUAUGUGGGGGGGGCUCUAUGGUAUCGAGCUUAUAUAUAUAUAUAUAUAUAUAUAUAUAUAUAUACAUACAUACAUACAUACAUUUAGUAAUUUAGCAGACACUUUUAUCCAAAGCGACUUACAAAUGAGGACAAUGGCAAUAUACAUGUAUUAUGUGUGUGUGUGUUUUGUUUUUUUGCAAAGAUAAUUUAUUCUAAUGCAAUAUUGUCAUCGGUUUUCUAUCAGCUGUGACAUAGGCUAAAAAUAUGCAUGUUUUUGACAUUUUAUCCAAGGUAUUUUUUUUUUCUUUACCUUUAUAGAGGGCAUUUCCCCACUAAUCUCAUUAACUUUCAUUUCAAAUUCUUACAUUUGAUCUAUAAAUUCAAUUAUAAUAAUGUGAUUGUUAUUAUCUAUACGUUAUCAAAUUAAAUCAUUUACACUGAAAAAUACAACUACAUUAAAUUAUGAGAUUCUUUAAAAAAUUUUUUUGAAUAUACAAACAAGACAUGGUGGAAAUUAUACUUUUAAACUAAAUUAAAGCGCCAGUAGGUGCCAUUAGUGAGCGUUUAAUGAGUGAGUCGUUCAUUCAAACGAUUCGUUCAAACGGCAGAUUCAUCAGAUGUUUAUGCAUGAGAUAAUGAAACUUUGACUCAACCGAUUCGUUCAAAACACUGAAUCAUUCAGCAAUGAAUCGGAUGGUUGCUUUGAGAUGCACUGUGGUUCCGCCAAAAAUUGAAAUGUGUAGAAAGAUCCGUGUCUCUUCUCCGGAGCCUGGUCACAUGCGCGCUCGGGAAUAAUGGCUGCACAGGAACCCUCACCACCAUCUUCAUUAGAAGGCAACAAACCUGGCUUCCCCAAGAAAAUACUCGCCAACAAGCUGGAGGACAAGCAUCUGUGCAAUAUCUGUCUGAAAAUCCUUAGGAGACCGUUUCAGGCGCAGUGCGGACAUCGUUUCUGUUCUUAUUGUUUUAAUAAAGCAGUGAGCUCAGGACCACAGAAAUGCAGUGCCUGUAUAAAGGAGGACCUAUUUGAAGAACCAACGUCAAUUUUGAAACAGGGCUGUGCUUUUCCUGACAAUGCUGCCAAAAGAGAAGUUGAAGCUCUUGAAGCUGUUUGCAUCAAUGAGGAAUGCAGCUGGACAGGCACCAUCAAAGAAUAUGAGGCAAAUCAUGAGGGAAAGUGUGACUUCAGGAUCCUUCCCUGCCCAUCAUGCAAAGAGCUUCUGAGAGCCAACGAACUUGAACGUCACAAUGAGAGAGAAUGCCCAGAAAGGACUCUUAAUUGUAAAUACUGCAAGGAGCCAUUUCAUUUUAAAAACAUUAAGGCCCAUGAUGAGAUAUGCCCUAAAUACCCAAUGAUUUGUGAAGGCUGUGCCAAGAAAAAAAUUCCCAGAGAGAAAUAUGUGGACCACAUUAAAAUGUGCACCAAAUUCAGAACACCUUGCAGAUUUCACGUUGUAGGCUGUGAUAUGACGGUGGAAAAGGAGAAGAUCCAUGACCAUGAGCAAGCCUGUUCCUAUGAGCACUUAAACCUCCUAUUGCACUUCAUCAUGGGCAUCAAGGUGAACUUGGAGAGUCUGCAACCUCAGAGUCUGGAACUGGCCAGCCAUAAGAUCCAUGAGCUGCAUCAGUCUCUGCGGGAGCUGGAGCUGAAGAUGGGCCAGCUGAGUGGAGCAGGGGCUCCCGUGCAGGGGGCCUGUGCGCCGCUGCUGCCACCGCCAGCUCCGACGCUGGGUACGUCUUUCACCCCACUCCCUACAGCCGUCGGGGCAGCCUUGGAGCUGCAGCUACACAGUGAGAAGACCAAAGUGGCAGAGCUCAGCCGCCGCUGUCAGGAGCUGGAGCUGAAGGUAAACACCUUUGAGAACAUCGUCUGCGUGCUCAACCGUGAGAUGGAGCGUUCCGCCACCACCAUGGAGGCCUAUAACCGUCAGCACCGGCUUGACCAGGACAAGAUUGAGAUACUGAACAACAAGGUACGGCAGUUGGAGAGGACAGUAGGCCUUAGGGAUCUCUCCAUCGUGGAGAUGGAGGCAAAGAUGAGGGAGAUGUCCGCUGCCACUUAUGAUGGUGUAUUUGUUUGGAAGAUCUCUGACUUCUCGAAGAAGAGACAAGAUGCUGUAGCCGGACGGGCACCUGCUAUGUUCUCGCCUGCAUUUUACACAAGCAAAUAUGGCUAUAAGAUGUGUUUGCGCAUCUAUCUGAAUGGGGAUGGGACGGGACGUGGUACUCACUUGUCUCUGUUCUUCGUGGUGAUGAGGGGACACAGUGAUGCCUUGCUUAAGUGGCCUUUCAAUCAGAAGGUCACCCUCAUGUUGCUGGAUCAGAACAACAGGGAGCACAUCAUCGAUGCCUUCCGGCCGGACAUUUCCUCUUCCUCCUUCCAGAGGCCUGUGAGUGACAUGAACAUUGCCAGCGGCUGCCCUCUCUUCUGCCCUCUCUCCAAACUAGACUCCAAGAACUCCUACAUCCGAGAUGACACCAUCUUCAUCAAGGCCAUCGUUGACCUCACAGGCCUUUAAGGUGUCAGAUGCCGCUGCUCCGCCAUGCUCCUCUCUCCAGCCUGUAGUGGUUCCCGUGCAGUACUUUUUUCCUGAGGCCUGUUCCCUCGGUCCGAGCUCUUUGCCGUGCUCGUGUGAGCCCAAAGAGACUACGGUACCCAGUGCAAUACUGCGCUGGGCGCGACAGCACUCUGCAUUAUGUACCAAAAUCGUUCCCAGAGUUUGUGCAGUUCUACUGUAAUAUAGUUGCCCUUUGGGAACCUCUCACUCUCUCGUAGUGGGAUAGCUGUCAGCUGUGAUUGUAUCGUAACUACUUGCCUGUGCCAUAGAUGUGGCACCUUGCCUUUUAUAGAGAUUGAGAAGACUUUCUCCACAAGACAGACGUCAUUUCAUUUCCAAGCGCUUGGCUUGUCGCACUCACUAUUUGGGUACUUUUUUGCUUUCUUUAGUGUUUGAGCUACUCGUAAGUGAAUGUUUCGUGCGUAGACGGACACGGAGUUACACUAGCGAAUGAUGUCGAUGCGUUCAUUUUGCAACUGCGUAGUUAACUUGCUUCAUACGCGUCGACAGUCUUCUGACAUUCCCUUUGAGCAUUGUGUGCCUCGACUGUUUCUCGUUUUCAUUGGCUUUCUGUAGUGGUGGACAUUGCUUGAAUUUAAAGUGCAGAAUUUGGGUUUCGAUAACCUGCUUGUGAGCUGAGGAGUUUGUGUGUGUGUGUGUGUGUGCGUGAAGGUGUGAUCUGUUUUUUGGCCUUCGUUUCCAUUUUCGGUGUUCUUUGAUGUAUUAGUUUGCAUGUUGGAUCUGUGGAAGAUACAUUCAAGUUAGCAGCAGACCAGGUUUACACCCUGAGCCUGAGAAGUGAAGGCAGUUUCAUUGUAAAGUCGCUGUCAAAGAAAACAACUAAAUCAUGCUGGUGUUCAAACCAUCCAGUUUUCCUUUGGACCUCAAAUGCCUCAUCAGCCAACGUGGUUAUAAGCGAAUAAAAGAUGCAGCCUUUAGCCUAAAGGUAAUGUAAGUAGGACAGAUAAUCUCGUGUGCUUUAUUGUGACGUGGAAAGGCUGAUGUUUGUUAGCAUUUUGAUGUUUUCUUGUGUUUUUGGGUGUUCUGUUGAUAUUGUGCUGCUUUGGGCAAACAUUAUGGAUGCCAUUAAAACUAUAUGACUUGCUUUGGACCGUGUCGAUCAGUAUAAACCAAGCAGGUAUUUGAGAACUCGUAGUCAGUGAUUCCUGUCGUCUUUUUCCCAGAAAGACUGUGGGGUUUACAUUCUGUAAAUGUGCUAGAAAAUGAGGAAUGUGAUUUAUGCCAUUUUGAAGUAGCCUCAAUCCUUAAUAGACAGUCAGUUCAAUGCAUUUUGUCCAUGAGAUUUCUUUUGGUUUAUUUGCAACCAGAGAAGGCAUUACUAUACAUAUACAAUGCAUAACUCUUACAUAAGGGCUUUUAGUAUACAGUACGUCUUCCAUGUGAGCUUUUUGGUCUGGUUAUUUUCUGAAACCGAGUCUGAGAUGCUUUUUUAAGAUGCCUUCAUGCUAACAAAGCACCUGGACCCAGCCUAUUUUCAAACCAGUUCCCACGGAUAUCGAAACCUCUCUGUGCAUGAGACGUUUCGAUAGAGAAGAAGAAAAAACAUAUUGUAAAUUAUUGGUUUACUUUGUAGACCGACAUUUUAUUUGUAUUGCUUUACCUUUUUUAUCUGUUGAUUGAGAUGCAGUAUAUGACGGUUAUAAAUGUGAGUGUGGUAUAUUGUUAAUUUAAGUAUAAAUAGAUAAACUAUACAGCGUACAUGGUUUUACAACUGAUGUAGCUGUGGAUAUAACAAAUAUGAAGCAUAAAUAUAUAUAUCAUAGAUUUAUAUCGAUAAUACAUGUACUAUUUCCUGUUGGGAUGGUUUCAAAAUGUGUUCGGGCUCUUUUUGGGCUUUGGUAAGUUCUCCUUCGCUUUGGCAGCAUCCUCUGAGGGAAUGAGAUUCUGAAAGAUCUUCCGGUUUUUCCGCUCUCUCUCAAGAACCUGUCUACAUGAAUAAAUCUCACCGUCGUAGAUUUCCUCGCUUGCUUUUUGCCCCAAUGAGAUUUCGGAGUGCUUGUGUGAAUAGUUCUACAGAUGUGACGUGCCUCUGUAGCAUAACUGCUUCUAUACAAAUGUUCUCUAUACAUAGCUUUAGCUAACAUUGCAUGUGGCCAGGGUGUUGUAUUGUAAAUCAUAUUAAUAAUAUUCUUUGAGGGUUUUGGAAAACACUUUUUAUUUGCCUAUUAUUUUGAGUAGAUGUCACAUGAUUUCCUAGUAGUAGUGCACACAUUUUAGUUUGUGCAAUUAUACAAGUGUCCUUCCUGUUCUUGAGUGUGAAAUCUACUGUUUGCAUUCACUCAAUCUGGGCUCAUGUUCAUACGCUGAAUAGGUGAAAUGCUUGACCUUGCGUGGGUGAGAGCCCCCUUUAUCUGUAAGAAAUGAUACGUCGUUAACUGACUCUGACUUGCGUUUUAUUUUUGGAUAAGCAUACACUAACACUAGAAAUAUGCUAUUUUUUAAGUUUUUGCAUACCGUUGAGAUUAAAACUCGCAGAAAUAAUAAUUUAUGGAAUCCAGGACUGAUUGUUUUCUUCUUCAGCUGACUAAGAUUUGUAUACUUUUUAUUUCCGAGGUUGCAUUUCAUAGAGGUUACUUUAUUAAUCAGACUUUCUACGUAACUUUGUAUGCCUUUCUCAUGGUGUCUCAGUGCCACUGAUCUUCCCGAUUCUGUUUUACAGAGCUAGAGAUGUUACUGUGAAGGCACUGUGGGUUUCUUCCGCAAAUUGUGGUAGUCAAUGUGCCAAGGAAGGAACCUCUGUGUGAUUCAUGCUGUGUUAUGAUUUAAUUCUCAGUGAAAUCUAAAAUAAAGUCUUUUCUGUUCUCUUCUUUCUCCAGUCUUGUAUCGUUGUAAGUUCUGUUGUAUCACACUUGACCACAGGGGGGUGCUCAUGCACCAUUGAUCAUUUUGCACUGUGGGGUCGUUUUUGGAAGACCAGUUGAGUUUAUCAGAUUUUAUUUCCUGUUAACUGUGAUUUAUUUUGUACAUAUGAUAAUGAACAAAUCAAAGGUACAGUAUGUGUCCAAACAUUGUGUCUCCUCGCAUAAAUGCAUUUCUCACUCUCUAUUCCAGGAAAUAGCCUAUGACCUAUUAUGGGGGUGUAAUAAAAGGGCUUCUCAGACUGAUGGCUUUCACAGAGUCCAGUGAAGUGCUCUUGAGUUCAGGGCUUCCCUGUUGGACUGAGAGCUACAGUUAGAGGUGAAGAGGGUGAUGUCUGAGCAAUAGCACUUUCUGCCAGUCUCGCAUAUCCUGCAUUACUUGAUGUUUAGAGGAACCACAGCUGAAAGUGGUUUGUUUUAUCUGGUUAAAAAGUAUUCAGUCGAAAUUCCUCAAGGUGAUAUAAUCUUUGGAAAAAAUGCUUUUGUAGUUCAACAGUAGGACAAUAUAGUAGAUCUUUGUGUUAAUCUCCGGAUAUGUACACAAAAGAUAGAUUUCAAGAUAGCCAGUCAUGAAGCCUAAUGGCUUACAGAGAAUCAAGUCUAGGCUUUAUGAAUUAGAUUUCCCCCCUCCUUAAGUCUGUCAUUAUACAGUUUAAGUCUUUUGGUCUAGGGAACAAUUUGAAUGAAAGCACAAGAUGGAAGAUUGCCUAAAAGGGCUUUCCUGUAGGAAAUAUGUCCAUGAACAGAGCCUUGUUAAGUAUAUUCAUUUGAGUAAAUGAUGGCAGAAUUUUAAUUUUUAGGUGAGUAUUCCUAUUUAAAUGAUUUUUGUAGGAUCUCGGUAUAUUUUGCACACACAUGCUUCAUUAUUUCCCCCCUCCCAUGUUCCGGCAUAAAAGGGUGAUACCAGAGAUCUUCUCACUAGACAGUGUUCACUUAGGCUUUUUGUCCCCUGGGCAAAUCUGGAGCUCUGUAUCACAGUUAACAGACCCUAAUCUGAGGAUUAGCAAGAGGGCAUUCCCUCUAUCACAGCUUCCUCUCUGCGUGUAGUCAGCAGAUAGAAAAUUAUGGGUCUGAAAGAAACAAAGCUGUCCAAUGCUCGAGGCUGGUCAGUACGGCUGGGUAAAAAAUAAUUCAGAUUAAUCGCAAUUGCUUCAUUUAAAUGGUGCUGAUUCUUAAAAAUUAUAAGAGCUCCUUUACUCUAUGGCUGUUUUUAGUGGUGGCAUGACAAUGUAUUUGUAUAGCUGUGUCUGUCCUGCAGAUGUCACUGUGUUCUUUUGAACUACCCCCCCCUUAACUGCAUAGUUUGUGCCAUAUUGUUCAUAUCUUCAGAAAUCAUAUUUUAGCUGAACUGUGAAUGUGAGUUCACAGUCUGUAUUGAAUUCAAUGCAGUGAAGGACUGUAAUGAGAAAGACUUGUCUCUUGACAUGUCGCAAAAAUAAAUUGCACGACCAGUGUAGUCCAAUUCACAAACAUGGAAAUUUCUUAAAUUUUCAAAGCAAAAUCGGCAUCAUUUUUAAACUAAUAUGAAUCUAAAUGGGAUUGAAUAGAAAUCAGAAAUUAAUUUAGUUGAAUAUGUUGAUACCCAGCCUACUUGUCAAUGAUUGUAAGAUUGACCAUGCACCUAAAGCGUAUGUCGGGCACAAGUUUCAAUUUUAUAUUGUUUAACAUUUUGCUUGAUUAUAGGCUCAGUGUAUUGACAAACAGCAGCAUUUAAAAAAAAAACAGAUUAGCCCCAUUAGGAUAUGUUUUAAAUGCUUUCAUUGUGGUUGCAUGUAAUAAUGUGAAGUAUAGUGUUUCUUUUGUCAUAUUUGUUGUGUACAAGACAAAUGAACUGGAGUUUUAAUCAACUGCUGUAUUACUGAGUUCUGUUACAUCAUCCAAGCAGAGAGACUUCCUCUGAGUCCGUUUCCCCUGUAACAUACUGAUUUCCCAUCAUCUCAGCAGCCCUAAAGACAUCCCCUGUGCUGGGGCUCAGGUUACCAUUUAGGGAUGUACAAAGCACACUUUGACCCACUUGAGAAAACAGACUCCGACAUCCUCCUGGAGCCCAAAAACUGCUGAUUUAUCUUAGCAGUAACAGAUUACACUUGCUGUUCCUUUAAGUAUUGCACCUGAUGCCAAUGUCAACCAGCAAAUCCUUUCAAAGGAACUGUUGUAAUGCUUAGAAAAAUAAAAGGCAGUAAGCACUC